CGCACCUGGCUCUCAAACCCAAACCCCCGCCGUUGUUGUCCCCGUCCAAAACGGAGUAGCGGCAGCCCUUUCCAUCGCCGUCCCCUCCCAUCCAUCAUCGCCGCCGCGGCUUGGCUGCUAUUUCCGGAGUGGAGUGGCACGCGGGCAUGGAGGCCGACGAGAGCCGGCGGGGGAAGGACCCGGCGGCGCUGAACGGGGGCCACCUCUGCCACGUCUGCGGGUACCAGUACCCCAACCCUCACCCCAGCGCCAAGCUCCGCCGCUCCCACCGCAAGCACUGCAAGGCGCCGCUGCCGCCGCCGGCGGCGGAGGCCGGAGAAGCGGUUGCGGAGGUCGUUGAGGAAGCCGUCGCGGGGGUGGCCGUUGCCAUGGGCGAGCGGAAAGAGGGCGGCGCCGCGGCGCGCAAUGCGGCGGAGAGGACGCCGCUCGGUGGGGGAGGAGGAGGACAGCGAGAGGGGAUUGGUGCGCGGGAGGCGAAUGGAGGAGGCGCUGCGGUGCGUGGAUUUGCGGGAGGAGUUGACCGUUCGGUGGAGGACAAGGUGACUGCAGAACAUGCUUCUCCUGGUACUGGAACUCAAACUGAACUAAGUGAAAACAACUGCCUGAUUAAUUACAGCAACAAUGAAAGUGCUGCUGCUGAAGAUACUGGAACUCAAACUAUCACCAGUGGAUUAAGUCAAAAUGGCCUUCUCAAUCGCAGCAGCAAAUCUAUUGAAAAUGUAAAUGAAGGCAAUGGAACUGAAUCACAGAUUGCUUGCACUAAUGGAAGCCAAACUAAAGUGGAACGUCCAGCUGAGCGAGAAGACAGUUUUGAUGACUACCAGGAUGCAUCUCCGUUUCUUCAUCAACCAGAUUCUGAAGAUGGUGCAGCACCAGGUUCUGUAUUUUCUACAGAAAUCAAUAAUUUGAAUACUGUUUCAUCAGAAUCAAGUGUAGCUGCAAAUGAAAUUUCUGUUGAAACAAAUGGAUUAUGCAAAGCUCAAUUUCCUGGAGAACCAAAUAUGAGAGAUUUAUCUUCUGACUCCAAUGUUGGAUAUAAUUUGGAGGAUGGAGCUCUUAGAUUGGCUGAACCUCACGUGAAGCUUGGGAGUCCAUAUGAACACUCUGUGAAUGUUGACAACACUUAUACUGAUAUGGUUAACAGUAAACCUGAUAAAACUGGUCAUAGUGAGAUGAUUGGUCAUUUGAAUGCUUCAUCCCUUCAGGAAGCCCAUCCACUUAUUUUGGAACCAGAAUCAGAGUCUACAAACUCACGAAAGGUGGAAGAUUUUAUGGAAGAUGGAUUGCAUGUUUCGCAUACCAUGUCUGAAGCAUCACCAAUACCAGAUACUGUUCAGUUGGAAACAAUAACCAAUCCUAGCACUAACACCAUGCCAAUUGGAAGCGACCUGAAGGUCGUAUGCACUGAUAAUGCUCCCAUAGAUUGCUCCACAGAGCUCCCCACACAGAACUCGACUGUUGAGGACAUAUCAGAUGAUCAUGAGCCUGUUGAGAAUUCUUGCAAGAAAAGUUUAGAAUGCCCCACAGCUAGUUUUCAGUACGAUCUUCCUGUUACUAAUGUGGAUGAUAUUCCUACCACUAAUGUGAAUGAUCUGGAAUUCACCUUUGAGGAGAGGCCACUACCAAAUAUCAUUGAAGAAAAUCCUUCCAUAGAGAAGACUAAUGGAUUCACUAAAGAGGAUGUCCACAACAAACAGAUUGACCCUGAGAUUUGUGCUGAAGAUCAACUUUCUCUGACUCAGAAACAUGCCACUUUACUAAAGGAUCAAGCAUCUUCUGUCAAGAAUCCAUUUAAUCUAGAUGAUGACAGGAAUGAUGAUUUGUUUGAACUUCCCACUGACAGCUGCUACUUGGAGGUACCAAAUUCUGUUGAAUUGAGACCACAAGUUGACUCUACAUCCCUGAUGGUGGAUCAACCAACAGUCUCUAACCUAACUAGGAUGGCUGAAGCACAACAAUGCCGUAACUCAAAUGAAUGCAUAUUAUCCACGUCAAGUGCUGUAGAAAAUGGUGAAGUAAUCGGUCCGGAAGACAUGCCUAUCAGCACAAGUUCUGAACUUGUGAGCAAGACUUGCUCAACUGACCAUAGCCUGCAGGAAGAUGGACAUAAAAAUGGUGUCAUCUUUGUGCCAUCUCAGACAACCUCCAUGGAGUUCAGUACAGUAUCUAUGCAGGUUAUCAGUGCAGUCAGUGCAGAAGUUGAAGAAAAUAUGCAAGCCAAAGAUGCUAGUGCAAAGGAGAUGAUUGCAGUACGAAGCAUAGAUGGUAUGGAACAGGCUACUAGCACCACUGCAAAGAAUGGAUAUGCUGCUAAUGUUGAAGAAAAGAAGCCGACUGAAGGCAGUGCUGCAGAGAUGAAUGAGGUACAACACUCGGAUCAUGCUGAUGAAGAGAAGCAGGCUGGCGGUACAGAGUUGAGUUCAGUGCAGAGCAUGGGAAAUCUUGAAGAAAAUAAGCAGACUGAUGACACAGAUGCAAAGGAGAUGAAUGCACGGUUCAAUGGGGAUGAUGUUGAAGACAAAAUGCAGAAGACCGAUGGCACCAGUGCAGAGAAGAUGAAUGCAGGAGGCACAGAUGAUUCUGAAGUAAAGAUGCUUGCCCAAGGCACAACUGCAAAGGAGGUGACUGCUGAACAAAGCACAGAUACUGUUGAAGAGAAGCAGCAGCUGCAGCAGCAGCCAAAUGGCAUAGUUGGUCAAGAGGGGAACAGCACCAAGCAGAACGAAGAGAUUGCCGCCCCAGGCGCCCGGCUGAACUCUGGAAGAGUCCACGUCCCUCUGAAGGUCCUCCUGGCCGAGGCAAGCGCGGAGAACCAAGUGAAGAAGCCCAGCACCAAGGAGCGGGUGCUGUCGUUCCGGCGCCGGGUGUCCAAGGAUGGCAACUCGUCGGGGUCUCCUAAAUCGGGCUCCGACGACCACCACUGGAGCUCCCCUGUCAAAUUGCCACGCAAGGAUGUUGACAAGAGUUCCAAAGGAAGGAAGCAGCCGUGGAUGCCGUUCAUCUGCUGCCACUCCGUGCGCUGAUGCCGCCUGCUUUCCUGUGGAACGGCGUGCGGUUCGCGACUUUGAGUUAUAUGCCUUUGUCGACAACUCUACAUGUGCCACUGUAACUAACGCUAUCCAUCCUUGUGUAGAUAGUCUGCAACCAAAAUAUGGGUUUGAUACACUGUCGUAGUGUCAGAUAUUUUGAAUCGGUGCGAUUUUGAUGUAUCGCCACCUGACUUUACAGGUCGCCUAGCCAUUGGCUCAUGAAUCUGUCUUGAUGUUCAGAUUCAGACAGUGUUUGUGCGGACUGAACAACCCUCGAAUCUAGUACCGGGUUGGGCUAGCCUGUUGGAAAUUU
Molecule: messenger RNA, 3342 nt
Organism: Setaria italica (foxtail millet)
Lineage: Eukaryota; Viridiplantae; Streptophyta; Magnoliopsida; Poales; Poaceae
Exons: 4
Coding region: 147-3023 (958 amino acids)
Source: RefSeq, a predicted model, not a curated record